CUACAGACACUCUAGUUGUAAUCGUUGUUGUUUAGAAUUGUCACGUGUUAACAAAAAAUCUUCUCGAUGGUCUGCAAUUGUUUUCCGUCUCUCUGUCGGCAGCCCUCUCUGCCACUGCUUUGUGUCAUUUUAAUGUUUAUUAUUUGACAAUCCGGGUCUUUAAAGGGCUGCUCAAUUAAGCAGAGACACGCGCGCGCGCGGGUCUGUCUGUAGCUGCUCAUCCUCCGAGCGCACGAUAGGUAAAUACAUACACACAUAUAUAAAUAUCAAUAACAAUGUAAUAUCCAUUCCAGGCGCUCGAAGCCGCAGCGGAAACACUGAACCAGCCUCGCACGCGCAGCAGUCAGUAUCGGGGAGUGCGAGCGCACACACGCACACGCAUGUACAAGCGCGCGCAUGCACACACACACGCAUGUACAAGCGCGCGCAUGUACACACACACGCGCGCGCGAAGGGGGCGCGCGUUCGCUCGUGCGUUUAUAGUUGAGUCACCGCCGCGCAAUCCCCAGCAUGCUCGUCCAGUUCAACCCCAGCACGAGCGACUCGCAACUGUGGGCAGCAACUCGCUGUGCGGAGCGGACUCAAUGGUUGGGGCAUCUCGGCAGCGAGCGCAGCUGGCACGGUGCGCUCAGCUAAGGAAGGGGUGGCGCGUCGAGUGAUCGACACAAACGGCGAGCACCGCUGCCGCCGCUUUGACGCGCUACCCUCCCGCGGUAUAUAUGAAGAACGGGGGCAGUCAUGCGUCCGCGGUCAACGCACGAGCAGCGGCAACAGCAGCAGCAGCAGCGGCGGCAGUAGCGGCAGUAGCAACAGCACGUAAGCGACUGUCCCCAGCUGCUCGUCUCAUCUAUAAGAAGCUUCUUCAUCAUGGGGGAACAAUGACCCGCUCCUUGUACGCGUGCCACUUUAGCGGCUCCACACAAAGACGAGCGCCGCUGUCCCGGCUGCUGCCGCCGCCUCCGCCGCCUCCUCCUCCGCCGCCGUCACCGCGAUGGAAGCUCACAACAUCACAGGCAGCGCGCCGGCCCUGGCAGUGAGCGCGGCGCAGGGGAACAGCAGCGAUCCCUCGUCCGUAGCCUACACCGUGAUCUCGUCGCUUUGCUUGACCGCCUUAAUCUUGUGCGCGAUUUUCGGCAACUCGUGCGUGAUUGCCGCGAUCGCGCUGGAGCGGACUCUGCAGAACGUGGCCAACUACCUGAUCGGCUCCCUGGCCGUCACCGACUUGAUGGUGUCCGUGCUGGUGCUGCCCAUGGCCGCUCUCUACCAAGUUUUGGACAGGUGGACGCUGGGUCAGGUGGUGUGCGACAUCUUCAUCGCGCUGGACGUCCUCUGCUGCACCUCGUCCAUCCUGCACCUGUGCGUAAUCGCUCUCGACCGCUACUGGGCGAUCACCAACCCCAUCGACUACGUGAACAAGAGGACACCGCGGCGCGCCGUCAUCAUGAUCAGCCUCACGUGGCUCGUGGGCUUCUCCAUCUCCAUCCCGCCCAUGCUGGGAUGGAGGACUCCGGAGGACAGGGCGGAUCCGAACGCGUGCAAGAUCAGCCAGGACCACGGCUACACCAUCUACUCCACGUUCGGCGCCUUCUACAUCCCGCUCAUCCUCAUGCUCGUCCUCUACAGCAGAAUAUUCAGGGCGGCGCGGUUUCGCAUCCGCAAGAACGUCAAGAAGGCCACCGAGAAGAAGUCCUUCGACGCGCCCUUCGCCAUAUCGAACCGCGCCGAGAUGCCGUCCGUGGCGGCAGAGGCAGAGACCGCGGCGCCUCCGUCUCCGGCCCCGUGCAACGGCGACUCCAAGCAGAGGAGCCACCGCGAGCUGGCCUUGCCCGAGGCGGUGGGGGCGAGGAGUCCCUCCUCUCUGGCGCACAGUUCAGCGCGGCCGCAUUUGUCGCCCGCGAUGAUGCCGACGCAGCAGCAGCAGCAGCAGCACGGGAACGGGACGGGUGCGGACGCGUGUCGGCGCAAGACGGCGCUCGCGCGGGAGCGCAAGACGGUGAAGACGCUGGGCAUCAUCAUGGGCACAUUCAUCUUCUGCUGGCUGCCCUUCUUCAUCGUGGCGCUCAUCUCGCCCUUCUGCGGCGAGCGGGCCUACUCGCCGCCGGGCGUGUUCGCCGUCAUCAACUGGCUCGGCUACUCCAACUCGCUGCUCAACCCCAUCAUCUACGCGUACUUCAACAAGGACUUUCAGAACGCCUUCAAGAAGAUCAUUAAAUGUAAGUUCUGCAGGCAGUGAUCAUAGCGGCGUGAGCCCUCCCUACCCCCACUAACCCCAUCGCGCGAGUGGUCAAGGAGGCUGAGGCACCGGGGAGUGAUCCUUGUACUGGACUGGGGCUCAAACAUUGCACAAGCUGAGCAUACACUAAGGCUAUAUAUAUAUAUAUCAAUACAACAGAGAUUUACAAUCAUUUAAAAACCCGUUGUCGAUUGCGCUGCUGGAUGAAAGUCUCGACCCCCCCCCCCCCCACACGCCACAUCGGUCGUGGUGGUUGCUUGACCAUACUUCACCACUCUGGUCAGUGCGGGUUGGUGAACGGGAGGGCCAGGUGCCCGGUUCUAGCUCUCUCACUCGCCGCUUGAAGUUGGCUGUGGUCGUGGAAUUGAACUCAGGCCGCCGCUGGGCUAAGGCACAACGCAAUGCGCUCAACAAUCGCCGCUACACCUCCCCGAGACGCGCACCACACGCACCGUAUGCUUAUAUAUAUAUACUGUAUAUAAGUACUGUAUUCCUAUAGUAGAAACUCAAUCGCAGGUUGUGUGGGGGGGGGGGGGGUCAUAUCGUGGCUUAACUUUCGUCGCAGUUUGUAUCACUAUGUAGCUUCUGUAAAACAAUUACACAUCAGGAUGAAUUGAAGGCUCCAGAGAGAUUAUAUAUAUCUUCACAAGGCGAUAAUGCUGUUGAAGUGAUAUGUAUGCACGUAGAUUAUUGACUUUAAAAAAACCGGGUUCUGUGGUAUUUAGCGUUGCACGCCUGAAUAUACAAACAGCCAUAGCAGUAACCAACAUCGCAUCCAUAGAGCUCAUCGUAGUGGCUAGAGGGCGAGCGGUUUCUCACGCGGCAUAGAUCCCCAUCAGCCAGGCCAGGCGAGGCAGGAGGAAUUCUACCGGGCAAGCAAAGUGUCUGUCGCUGUAAGCUAUCAUUUUGAGUAGACAAACAUAAUAAUAAUAAAAGCAAAUGGCUACACACUAUUUAUACACAAUAGACCAGCUGACAGUAUUUAAUACAUGCACACGCAAGUAUAUAGAGGUGGCAAAUAAAUAAAUAAUAGAACGCAUAAGUAAUCAAAUACUCAUUUUUAAAAACAAUUAUCUGGUUACCAUGACUACCUUGUAUGCUGUUUGAAUAAAUACUUGAUGUUUA
This is a messenger RNA of Lethenteron reissneri (Far Eastern brook lamprey), 3358 nucleotides long. RefSeq names its product 5-hydroxytryptamine receptor 1A-alpha-like. Gene Ontology annotation, biological process: positive regulation of MAPK cascade; adenylate cyclase-activating adrenergic receptor signaling pathway; regulation of hormone secretion. Lineage: Eukaryota; Metazoa; Chordata; Hyperoartia; Petromyzontiformes; Petromyzontidae. Gene Ontology annotation, cellular component: plasma membrane. Gene Ontology annotation, molecular function: G protein-coupled serotonin receptor activity. The record is from RefSeq and is a predicted model, not a curated record.